Durusdinium trenchii is the source of this 1727-nucleotide messenger RNA. The record is from the annotation of a GenBank genome assembly. Lineage: Eukaryota; Dinophyceae; Suessiales; Symbiodiniaceae.
UGUUUCUUUCCCCGUUCUCAAUACAUUGAGGCUGAAGGCCAUGGAGCUCGAAUUGAUAGCAUCUGAAAGAACGGUGCCAAGGCGCCGCAAAAGCUUAAGGCACCGCACAAGCCACAGAUGCCAAGCGAAGAACACACAUUCGGAGCUGAACAUGUGGGACAUUGCUUCCGCGUCUGUGAUCUUUUUGAGCGUUGUGAUUACCCUUGUGGAAGCUUGCUUCAUUUCGCAGACUCGCUUCCGCAUGUUUGCAAAUGCAGCACAGGCAGUCUUUGCUGCCAUAUUCUGCAGUCAGUGGGGCUACAACUUGUACAAUUUCCUUUUCAAUACAGCUGAAGACGACAGAGAUGUUGAAAUUACAGAGAAGGUCAAAUUGUUCUUCCUCACAGGUCAAAACGCUUUUUGGAAUGCAUUUGAUGGAAUCCUUAAUGUUGUGAGUAUACUUGACAUUUUUGUGGAUACUUGGGAAGGGAGAUUUGUGCACGGGCUUGCAGCUAUGCGAGUGGCACGUGCCUUUGCGCUUUUUCGCAUUUUUGCAUCAAACAAGCAUCUGAAAGAUCUUCGCAGAGUAAUGCACACUGCAUUAAUUCAGAUGUUGCAAUUUGGUAUUGUCAUCCUGGCGUCAUUGGUGCUGGCAAGUGUGGUUGCAACCAACAUGUUGUGGGACUUUCCAGAUGAGCAGGUUGCUGACAGCUAUUCGGACCUUGGAACCACUAUGUGGACACUCUUCAAAAUCAGUACAAUGGAUGGCUGGACUGAAGCUAUCCGGCCAUGUUUGGAGCUGCAUCCGUCUUUGCUAUAUUUCUACGCAAUCUUUGUUUUCUUCUCUUUGUCAUCAAUUUCAAUUGUCCCGGCAAUCUUCAUUGAGUUAGUGAUGGAAGAAAGGGAAAAGAGAAAGGCCCAGAAGCACCGCCGCAGGGAACGCCACAGGAGAAGGGCAAAGAAGGCUAUUCAACGCGCAAUCAGCUUGCGUCACGUCAAACAACCAGAGUUGUCAUCGGAUGAUAGUUCUUGCCAUUCAAGUUCCGUGUCCUCUUCAAGUCAUUCAGACAGAUUUGCUGUUGUGAAUGAGCUCUCGCAGUCGCUCCACAGCCUCUUGCUGGAAUUGAGGGGAGAGGAUUCUGAGGGCGAUAGGGGAAGGUCAAGAGGGCUGUUGGAGUCUGGCAGAGGGCCUGUGCGGCCUGAGUACAGAAGACAAGUUGUAUUGGACUCGGAGCGAGAUCAUCGAUACAAUUCAAUCCCUUCGACUGAAGAUCUUGAUGAGAUUGCCCCACUACAAGAGUCGCAGGCAAUCCUCAAAAUAGCACGAGAUGUUGGAAGCCUUCAGGAUGACAUGCAAAACCUCCGCUUGCUUCUUUUGGAAAGGUUUGAUAUACUUCAGCACGAAGUUCUUAGAAGGCUUGUCGCACCCAAGGUGGCUUUCCCGAUGCUCAACAAGACUGAUCCUUCAGAGCAAGAAGAGCAAGCUUCUUUUUCCGGUUCCAGUUUCCAAAGAGAAGUGACUACAAAUUCUUUGCAGACUUCGCAUCAAAACGAUCCGCCUGAGAAGGGAAAGGAUGGACAAGAGUCAGAAAUUAGCCCAGAAGCUCUUGAAGCUAUUCCGGUGCAAGAUGACAAUGACCGAAGUGAUUCUUCACGUUUGACCAUGGACCAAAGGAGUCCACAAUAUGCUGGAGGGGUGGUAGGCAGAAUUGAAGACGACUGUGCCAAAUCUCUUGGUGAGCGAUGAA